UCGAGCGCAGAUUUGUUGCUCAUCGAAGCGCGAGGAGCCGACUGUGCAGCAACUUUGCCCAUUCCUGUGUGCGCGGGGAGGAGGAACACAGGGAAAACAUCGCAAAAACCAGACCAAAUUGGUCUUUCUUGGCUCUGUUGCAGUUUUCUUGUAUGGCAGUUUGUGUCAGGAGGAGUGUGUGCUUCACUGAUGUUUCAAAUCGGAAAAUUUUGUUCGGCGUGAAAAGUUAACAAAAUUAGACCUAACGCGCAGGUGAAGAUGGCGAGGGCACUGUCAGGGGUGACUGCACUCCUAACUCAUGGAAAAACGGGACAUUUGUUAUCUCUAUUUGUUUUAUCGUUAUGUAUUUGUGGGUUGUCGGCUCAGGACUUUCCAUUAAACGGAGCGAACGGAUACAGUUUACAUCCACCAUACUUCAAUUUAGCAGAGGGGACGAAAAUCACGGCAACAGCGACCUGCGGAGUGGACGAGAAUGGGCGACCGAUUCAGGACCUGUACUGCAAGCUAGUCGGUGGACCCGUGUCUGGUGACCCCAGUCAAACUAUACAGGGCCAGUAUUGUGACAUCUGCAGCAUGGGAGACAAUAACCGAGCUCACCCCAUCACCAACGCCAUCGACGGGACGGAACGCUGGUGGCAGAGCCCGCCGCUGUCCCGCAGUGUGGAGUACAAUGAGGUCAACGUCACCCUGGACCUGGGACAGCUUUUCCAUGUGGCCUACGUUCUCAUCAAGUUUGCCAACUCCCCGCGGCCAGACCUGUGGGUGCUUGAAAGAUCGGUCGACUUUGGCAAAACCUACCAGCCGUGGCAGUUCUUCGCCUCCUCUAAGAGGGAUUGUAUUGAGAAGUUUGGCCAGCGGACCAUCGAGCGCAUCAACCAUGACAAUGACGUCAUCUGCACCACUGAGUACUCCCGCAUCGUGCCCCUGGAGAACGGAGAGAUCGUGGUGUCUCUGGUAAAUGGUCGUCCGGGUGCCAUGAACUUCUCCUACUCCCCCGUGCUGAGGGACUUCACCAAGGCCACCAACAUCCGCCUACGCUUCCUCCGCACCAACACGCUGCUGGGACACCUCAUGGGCAAGGCCCUCAGGGACCCCACUGUCACACGCAGGUACUACUACAGUAUCAAAGACAUCAGCAUUGGAGGGCGGUGCGUGUGCAACGGGCAUGCUGAGGCCUGUAACGCCAAGGACCCCAACGAUCCUUACAAGCUGCAGUGCGAGUGCCGACACAACACGUGUGGAACGUCAUGUGAUACCUGUUGCCCUGGAUUCAACCAGUUGCCGUGGAAACCAGCGACCACGUACAGUGCCAACGAAUGCGAACCGUGUAACUGCCACAGACAUUCGUACGACUGCUACUAUGACGCCGAUGUGGAAGCAAGGAGGGGCAGCUUGAACGCACAGGGAGAGCACAGGGGCGGAGGAGUGUGUCUCGAGUGCCAGCACCACACCACUGGAAUCAACUGUGAGCGCUGUAUCCCUGGUUACUACCGAUCCCCUGACCAUCCUCUGGAGUCCCCCUAUGCCUGCUCACCAUGCGCCUGUGAGUCUCAGUUCACCGACGGCACGUGUGAGGAUUUGACCGGCCGCUGUUACUGCAAGCCCAACUACACCGGCGAGAACUGCCAGUCCUGCGCAGAGGGAUACAUCAACUUCCCAGACUGCUAUCCCAUCGUCCCCACCUACCCCAACAACGGCAACAGCGAGGCCAAACCAGUCGGGGAGAUCAUCAACUGUGAGUGCAAUGCUGCCGGUACGGAGGGUAACUCCUGCAGGCCAGACCCUCGUACCCGCACCUGCAUCUGCAAGCCAGGCUUUACCGGAGAGCACUGUGACACCUGCGCCCCCGGACAUCACGGACUUAACUGCCAACGCUGCCAGUGCUCUGGUCCCGGCUGUGUGGAGGGCUCAUGUGACCCGGUGACGGGGCAGAGUCUGUGUCGGACCGGCUUCCAGGGCCAUUCAUGCGACCAGUGCGCCCCGGGCUACUUCCACUACCCGCUGUGCCAACUGUGUGGCUGCAGUACUGUGGGCAGUGUGCCUGAGGUGUGUGACUAUUCUGGCCAGUGCCUGUGUAAGCCAGAGUUCCAGGGUCCGCGCUGUGAGGAGUGCCGAUCCGGCUUCCACUCCUACCCCAACUGCCAGGUGUGUAGCUGUGACCCGCGCACCUCCCUGGACUCCAGCUGUGGAGGAGCGGGCCACUGCCACUGCCGCCCCAACUACAGCGGGCAGAACUGCGACCAGUGCGCCCCAGGUUACUAUGGAUACCCCAGCUGCACACCGUGUCAGUGCUCCAGUGAGGGUUCUCGCUUUGACAGCUGUGAUAGGGUGACGGGUCAGUGUGCGUGCCUGCCCAACGUGGUGGGUCUCCACUGUGACUCCUGCAGCCCCGGCUCCUACGGCUUCCCCCACUGCCAAGCUGGAACGUGUAAUCCUGCCGGCUCUCUGCAAUACGGUGGCCAAACUACGGAUGGUUCCUGUGAGUGCAAGCCUAAUGUGGAGGGCGUGGCCUGUGACCACUGCAAGCCUCUUUAUUGGAACCUAUCCCCAGACACGCCCUAUGGAUGCUCCGGUUGUGAGUGUAACACUGCAGGAACCAUUAGUGGUGUUGCAGAGUGUGAACAGAACUCUGGACAGUGUUUCUGUAAGCCAAACGUGUGCAGUGGGACCUGCUCUGUAUGUAAAGAGGGCUACUACAACCUGCAGAAUGACAACUUCUUUGGCUGCCAGGGAUGCCAGUGUGAUGUGGGUGGUUCUGCGGGCAUGUCUUGCGGAGAUAGGAAUGGACGCUGUCGCUGCAGACCCAAUGUGGAGGGACCCAAAUGCAACAGACCACGUCCCGAUCACUACUUCCCAGACCUGCACCACAUGAAGUACGAGAUUGAGGACGGUACCAUGAUGGAUGGUCGUCCCGUCAGGUUUGGCUACAACCCUCUGGAGUUUGAGGGCUUCAGCUGGAGAGGCUAUGCCCAGAUGUCUCCUAUACAGAGCACAGUCAAACUGACGGUGCACAUAAAUGAGGCGGACGGCUACCUCACGCUCUUCAUCCUCAGAUAUAUUAACCCCGAGCCUGAAGUGGUCAAGGGUAAAAUCAAAGUCUAUCAGAUGGCCAGGAGAGGUCUUGAGCAGGCCAAGGAGAUCGUGUUUGCCCCCAGCUCUGAGCCAGCCUUCGUCAGCAUCCCCCAGAACAGGUUUGUGGAGCCCUUCGUGCUCAACAACGGCACCUGGACCAUCAUCAUCGAGGCAGAGGGUGUUCUGCUGGACUACCUGGUGCUGUUGCCCAGUGCCUACUAUGAGGCCCCCAUCCUCCAGUUCAAGGUCACAGAGCCCUGCACAUACAGCCCCUCCCAGGACGCCAGCCAGAAUUGUCUGCAGUACCAGUACCUCUCUCUGGAGGAGUACCUCUUCAUCUCUGGCAACGACGCCAGCUGCAGAUCUGACAACCACCUGCCCCGGCCCUGCCAGAACGAGAAGAUUACCCCCAGACACCCCACUAUGGCCAUCUGCAGUGGCAACGAUAUUAAUGUGCAGCUGGUGGGUAAGAUGCAUGCCCCAGGAGACUAUGUGAUAGUGGUGGAGUACGCCAGUGAGGAGGAGACCGCUCAGAGCCUCACUGUGUCUGUCAACACACCCGGCGAGCCCACGAAACAGGAGCGCAUCACCCUGGCCCACUGCAAAUACAGCUUCCUGUGCCGAGCUGUUGUCGUGAGCAACCAGAAUGGUGUGGCCUCCUUCCCCCUCUCUACUGAGAUCGAUCUGGAGUUCAUUGGCGACAGAGCAAACUUCUUCCUGAACAAAGUCUACCUCAUCCCCAAGAAAGAGUUCACCAUGGAGUACUUGGUACCCAAGAAGCAUUGCAUUAGCACACACGGGCAGUUCCUUCCUGACAGUGGUUCCUGCAUCCCGUCCCGGUUCCAGACCCCACCCAAGGCCCUGAUCCUGAAGGAUGGUCAGGCCUCCUCUGUGCAAGAGCCCAUCCUGGCCUCCCCACCUGAGCCAGGCGUCCAAGGAGACCAAGUGUCCACCUGGCCCGCCAGCAACCGACCCGCCACCGCCGCAGACAACACAGACCUCGUCCACCUGGACGCUUCGCAGAAUGCCGUGGUGUACACCACCCGAGUGCACGACCUGGGUCGCUACGUCUUCAUCCUGCACUACCACCAGCCGGACCACCCUACCUACGCCACGCAGGUCUACGUCAACGGGGGACGCAUCUGGCAAGGUCAUGCCAAUGCUUCCUUCUGUCCUCAUGGGUACGGCUGUCGUAGUCUUCUGAUUGCGGAGAACCAGGUCAUCCUGGAUGUGACGGACCAUGAAGUGAUUGUGACCGUGCGUGUGCCAGAGGGCAAAACACUUUGGCUGGACUAUGUUCUGGUGGUGCCAGAGAACAGCUACAGCUCCAGUGUUCUGGACGAGGAGCCUCUGGACAAAUCAUACGACUUCAUCAGCAACUGUGGACAGAACAGCUUCUAUAUCGAUGCGGAGAGAACCACCCCAUUCUGUCGCAGCUCUGCCGUGUCCCUGUCUGCGUUCUUCAACGACGGGGCCCUGCCAUGCGGCUGCCACGAGGCCGGAGCUGAGAGUGACACCUGCGAGCCUUUCGGAGGACAGUGCCAGUGCCGCCCCAACGUCAUCGGCCGAGACUGCUCACAGUGUGCCACCGGAUACUGGGGCUUCCCCAACUGCAGACCGUGUAACUGUGGGACGCGUCUGUGUGAGCCGGUGACGGGCGAGUGCAUCUGCCCCCCGCGUACGCUGCGUCCCGAGUGCAUCAUGUGCGAGCCGGAGACCUUUGGCUGCCACCCCCUGGUGGGCUGCGAGAUAUGCAACUGCUCCAGGCCCGGAGUCACCUCCGCUGACAUCAACUGUGACACCAACAGCGGACAGUGCAGAUGCAAGAACAACAUCAUUGGCCGCCAGUGUGACCGCUGCGCCCCCGGUUUCUAUGGAUACCCCAACUGCAGGCCAUGUGACUGCAACGAGGCCGGCACCGAGAGCGAAGUGUGUGACUCGCACAGCGGACGGUGCCUCUGCAAGGAAAAUGUGGAGGGUGAUCGCUGUGACCAGUGCCGCCUGGGCACCUUCCACCUGGACCCCACCAACCCCAAGGGCUGCACCAAGUGCUUCUGCUUCGGAGCCACCGACCGCUGCCGCAGCUCUGACAAGCGCAGGAAAGAGAUCAUGAAUGUGAUGGACUGGGUGCUGCUGCGUAAUGAUCGUCAGGAGAUCCCGGUCACCGUGUACCCAGGGCAGGACCUGGUGGAGGCCGACCUCAGCGACGUCCCCGACGUUUACCAGGACCUCCACUGGCACGCCCCGCCCACCUACCUGGGGGACAAGGUGUCGUCCUAUGGAGGCUACCUGCGCUACCGUCUCCAUGCCCAGACCAUGACCAUGAGAGGGGACUCCCUGUCCCUGCCCUCAGAGGCCUCUCGCCCUGAUGUCAUCCUCCAGGGCAACCAAAUGACUCUGGUGUUCAUGGAGAGAGAGUACCCCUCAGCUGAAGACCCUCAUGAAGGCAUAGUUCACCUGGUGGAGGGAAGUUUCCUGCACGCCCAGACGGGUAACGUGGUGUCCCGUGAGGAAAUGAUGAUGGUGCUGGUGGGCCUGGAGGCUCUGCAGAUCCGGGCGCUCCACUCCCAGUCGGCCGAGGCCGUGUCCCUACGCGCCCCCGUGCUCGAGGGAGCCGUUGCCCUGCCCUCCGGUCGCCACGCCAACAACGUGGAGAUCUGCAUGUGCCCCGCCAACUACCAGGGAGACUCCUGCCAGGAAUGUGCUCCAGGUUUCUACAGAGAUACUAAGGGUCUGUUCUUGGGCAAAUGUGUUCCAUGUCAUUGCAAUGGCCACUCAGACCAGUGCCUGGAUGGCUCUGGAAUUUGUGUGAACUGCCAGCACAACACGGCAGGAGACCACUGUGAGAAGUGCCUGGGCGGUUUCCUAGGUAACAACAGUGUGGAUGGCCAGGCGGUGGCCUGCACCAGCUGCCCCUGCCCCCUACAGGUGGCCUCCAACAACUUUGCCAUUGGUUGUGUGGAGAAACCACGGCAGAUGCAGUGUCUGUGUAUGACAGGGUAUGCUGGACCCAAGUGUGAAAGGUGUGCUCCGGGUUUCUACGGCAACCCCAUGGUGAUUGGCAGCACGUGCCAGCCGUGCCAGUGCCACAACAACACCGACUCCAACAUGCUGUUCAGCGACUGCGACUCGCUGACGGGCGAGUGCCACAGCUGCAUGGACAACACGGCCGGCACGCACUGCGAGAUCUGCGCCCCGGGAUUCUACGGAGACGCCAUCCGCGCCAAGAACUGCACCAAGUGCAACUGCUCCCCAUGUGGCACUGCAUCCUGUGACCCCCGCACUGGCCAGUGCCUCUGCAAGCCUGGAGUGACUGGAGCUCGGUGUGAACGCUGCAAGGAUGGAAGCUUUGGCUUCGACUCUUGUAGCGGGUGUCAGCAGUGUGACUGUGAUGCCUCAGCCGCCCUGGUGCAGCCGUGCGACCCCAAGAAUGGCUCCUGUGCCUGCCAGCCCGGGGUCAACGGCCCCCACUGCCGCCAGUGUGCUCCAGGGUACUGGGACUACGGCCCCAACGGAUGCAAGAAGUGUGCUUGUAAGGCGGGCAGGUGCGACCCACGUACUGGAGAGUGCCGAUGUGCUGACGGCCUGACCGGCAAACAGUGUGACACCUGCAUCAACAAGUACAGCGUGCUCGUCCAGAGAGGAGGCGUCUCUUACUGCGAACCGUGUGAUAGCUGUGUGAAAGUCUUGCUGCAGGACCUAGAUGCUCUGGCAGCCAACUUCAGCUCAGUGAGUAGCCACCUGACCAGCCUGAAUGCCAGCUCCAUGGCCUGGGCACAGCUCCACAACCUCAACGCUUCCAUGGAGGCCAUCGCUAAUGCCAUUGAGAACUACAACGGCACCCUGGAUGACAGCAGGAACCGUGCUGAGACCCUGGAGGGAGAGCUGGAGGGCAUCGACACAGAUAUCUCAGAGCUGGAAAGCAAGGCUGCUGUGACGGGCAAGAAGGCAGAGGACCUGGAGAGGUCUAGCAACUCCACGCACAGGAGGGCAGAGGACCUGCUCAGCUUCAUCAAGAGAAUCAUGGGAGAUGUGGAUGACAUCAUCAAGCUGGUGAACCGCACAGCGAUGAACGAGACAGUGGAGGAGCCCGAGGACAAGCUGGCGGAGAAGAUGGCGGAGGUGGAGAGCAUGCUGAGGAGCAUGCGCUACAGAACCCUGGACCAGCAGAAGAGCCUCGCCCAGAACGAGAAGGAGGAGGCGGACAAAAUCCUGGAUCGUGUGCAGGCCGAGAUGGCGAACCGUACGGCUGCUAAUGACGACAAGGCCGAUGAGAUUGCGGACCACCUGAAGAAGUUCAAGGAGCAGCUGAUGGACCUGAGAGACGCCCUCAACGACGCGGUGAAGAACACGGCCGGAGCAGCCGAGCUCAACAACAUGAACCAGAAGAUGCUGGAGGAGAUACAGAAGAAGUUGUCAGAGCUGAAGGCCAAGGAGAAGGAGGUGAAGGAGCUUCAGGAGAUGGCAGAGGAUGAUGUCGCACAGGUCAACGACCUCCUGGCCAUGCUGCAUGACUCCAAGGAGGACUAUGAGAAGCUGGCAGCCCAGCUGGAUGGCGCACGGGGGAAACUGACUCAAAAGGUGCAGAAGUUUGCCCCGUCUACCAGCAAGAUCGCCCUGGUGGAGGAGGCAGAGAAGCACGCGGAGAUGCUGGACGAACUGGCACGCAACCUCUCCAGUGUAAUUCAAGGAACCAAUCAAGAUGGCUUCAUCCAGCGUGCCCUGAACGCAUCUCGGGCCUACACCAACAUCAUCGACAGUGUCAAUGAGGCAGAGGCUGCUGCUAAACAAGCUAACCAAGCAGCCAUGGAUGCCCUGGCGACUCUGAAUGACAUGGAUCUGAAGCAGCAUGCUGAGGACAUGAAGAAUCAGAGCAAGGAGUUCCUGGACGAGGCCAACUCUCUGCAGAACCAGCUGGAGAACGAUGUGAAGCCUGGCCUUGAGACCCUUCAGGACCGCUUGGAGGAUGCUAAAGAUAAGAAGAAGACCCUCCAGGAGGAUCUGGACGCCAUUAAGGAGAAACUCAACAGCACACAAGACAACACGACGGAUGUUAUCAACGCUGCGAAGGCGGCGGCUGAGAAGGCCAAUAACACGGCAGCAGAGGUGGAGGAGACACUUCGGCCAAUCAAGGAGCAGCUGGAGAAAUGGGAGGGCCAGUACGGGGACGCCAACGCCACCACCGAUGACAUCAACAAGGCUCUCAUGGAGGCCAACAAGACUGUGAGUGACCUGAGUGACACCAUCCCCCUGCUGAUGAAGCGUCUGGACAAACUCCAGAACCACUCGGCCCAGAUGCCCAACAUCUCUGAGAACAUCCAGCGCAUACGCCAGCUCAUCGCACAGGCCCGCAAGGCGGCCAGCAAGGUGAACGUGGCGGUGAAGUUCAACGGCACGUCUGGCGUGCAGGUGCGCACCCCGAGCAACCUGGCUGACCUUGCGGCCUACACCUCGCUCAAGUUCUUCAUCACCGCCGCCAAGGAAGGCACGCGCAAACGCCGCCAGGACAUGGAGAAACAAUUUGUCUUCUACCUGGGCAACAAGGACUCGAGUAAGGAGUUCCUGGCCAUGAGGAUGGAGGGCAGGAGGCUGCGCUGGUACUACAACCUGGGAGGGGACACGGCAGCCGUCACUACCCAGGAGGACGUCCGCUCAGAUGAGACCUUCAACAGCAUCAGCCUGGAGAGGAUCUUGCAGUUUGGCCAGAUGUCGAUGAUCUUCCAGGGCACCAAUGAGCGAAGGGAGGUGAAGGAACAGGUGGAGGCCAAGGGAGACAGCGGCCUGCUCAACCUCAUGACCGAGGACACCGUCUUCUACGUAGGAGGAUACCCCAAGACAUUCAAGCCUCCUGCGGAGCUGGAGGUGCCCCACUUCAAGGGCUGCAUCGAGCUGGAGAGCCUCAACGAGGAGGUGCUGAGCCUCUAUAACUUCGAGAAGACCUUCGAGCUGGACACCAAGGCCGACAGGCCCUGCGCCAGAGGGAAGUCUGCCAACACGCAGCAGUGGGCCAGCAGUGGUGGCUUCUUCGAUGGCAGUGGCUAUGCUGAGGUGCCCUUCUCUGGUGACGCCCCCACGCCACGUUUCGAACAGGAAGUCCGACUCAUCUCACACAAUGGCAUUGUGCUCCUGCUGCUGCACGAGGAUAAGUUCCUGUGUUUGGCAGUGCGUGAUGGGGUUCUGGAGAUGCUGCAUGAUAUGGAUGGCACCUUGAAAGUCGAAAGUUCCGCAAAGGGUCAGAAAAUCAGCACUGGUGAAUCCAAACAUGUGGAGGUGAUCAUCAUCCGCAGCCAGAAGCGUUUCCUGGUGCGCUUCAACAGGCAGGUGAUCUACAGCGUGACCCUGCCCAGCGCCCUGCCAGUCUUCACCGGCACCUACUACCUCGGAGGAGUGCCCGACAACAAGAUGCCAGAGAGCUUGAAGUCUUCGUUCCCCAAGAGUAGCUCCAUUAAGGGCUGCUUCCGUGGUGUGAAGGCCAUGGGCACCCAUGUGGACCUCAAGAGGGUCAGCAGCAGCGGAGUCAGCCACGGAUGCCCAGACGACCUGCUGGUGGUGAGAGAGGCCCACUUCACAGGCCAGAGCUACCUGAACAUGAUGAUGGGUAACACCCCCGCGCUCAGAGACAACUUCUACGCCGGAGUGGGCUUCCGCACCGACCAGAACGACGGACUCAUGUUCUACCACCAGGCAUCGGAUGGCACGUGCAGGAUGUUCCUGGAUAAGGGCCAUGUGGUGAUCAGGGUUGGCAACAGUGAAGUGAAGAGUCAGAAGACCUACAACGACGACAACAGCCACUAUGUCGCUGUCUACACCAACACCAACGGUAUCCGUGUGUAUUUGGACGACGUCCUGGAGAGUUCCACCGGGCUGGACGGGGGCAACCGCAUGGCACCGGACGAGAGGGACACUCUCUACCUGGGUGGAACCAACAGCGACGUGGGCAUCGGCAACAUCACUGCCUGCCUCAGCAACAUCUUUGUCAAGAGGUCAUCCUCACCACAGAUGGUGCUGGACUUGAUCAAAGCCAAGGAGAACGUCAACGUCCCCCUGGACUGCCCCCCGCCCUCUAAGCCCCAACAGAUCCUGGCCUCUCCACCUCGCCACAAGAACCACAAGGGUAAACACAAGAAGCCUGCGGGUGAGUCUGAUGGGCAGGUGGUGGCACCUCGUGAGUCGUGUCAGGCUGAGACCUUCUCCCAGGAGCCCAGAGCUCUGCACUACAGCGGCUCCACACACAGCAGACAGCGCUACAAUACACUACCACCCACCACCAGCAGGACGUCCACCCUCUCGCUGGGCGUGCGAGUGAACUCGUCGGAGGGCCUGAUCUUCUACGGUGGAGGGGAGAGGGGUGACGCGGCCCUGGCUCUGGCCGUCAGCGAUGGGCACCUGCAGCUCCACCUGCCAGGCACCAAGAGGAAACCCACCAUCACCAGCGGCAAGAAGUACAAUGACGGACUCUGGCACGAGGUGAUGGUGAGGAAGGAGGGAGAACAGGUGCGUUUCAUAGUGGACGGCAUCGACAGCCACAGCAAGAAGGUGUCAGGAGGGGACAGGAGCCUCGUCAAGGCCCCACUCCACAUCGGAGGCCUCCCUGCAGAUGUCACUCCUGUACCCUCGUUCCCCGGGCCCGCAGGCUUCGUGGGCUGUGUAAGGGAUCUGAAGGUGAACGAACAGGCUCUGGAGUCUCCUGCUGAGAGUGUGGGAGUGGUGCCCUGCUACCAGGAGCCCCUGCAGCCAGGAGCCUACUUCUCCAGCCAGGGAGGACACAUGCUCAUAGAUGAGUCUCUGAGCCUGAGCCAGAACCUGGAGAUUGAGCUGGAGGUGAGGCCGGCCUCAGCAUCAGGACUCCUGCUCCACGCAGCCGGGUACAAGAACCAGCAACUCAGCCUCAUACUCAACCAGGGACAGGUUACAGUGCUGAUGAACAGUGGCAAUGGAGCCUUCAACGUGUCUAUCUCACCCGAGGAAUCACUAUGUGACGGCAGGUGGCACAUCAUCACAAUUGUGAAGAAGAAUAAUGUGGUUCAGCUCCAUGUGGAUGCGGCCAGUCAGCACGGUGUUGGGCCCAAACUGAGGCGUCCCAACGGAGGCAAAAAUAAAGUCUACCUGGGCACCGCACCUGAUGCAGCGCAAAUCCCUGGCCUGCCCUCUGCUCUCUCUGCAUUCCAUGGCUGUGUCAAGAAAGUCCUGCUGAACCACAGAAACAUCAUGGUGUCUAAGCCCCUGUCAGUGUCCGGAGCAGUGGCCACCCGGGGUUGUCCAGCAAUGUAGAUCCCACUCGUCAUAUACGCACACACACACACUCCCAUACACAGCCACACAGUCCCAGUCCCUACACCCAUCUCCGUUUGGCACAGCUGGUAUCCAACUCCUCAAUCACGGGUGGUGGGCUUACGUACAAAAUUAGUUAAUUUAAACAGAUAUUUAUAUAUAUUUUUGUUUUAUACAAAUGUGUAUUUUUGCGUCUUUGUUUUUGUAAUUGUAUAUAUACGUACACGUAUAAGUAUAAGAGAUAUGAAAUCUGUUUAAAAUGGUGCUAGAGCUGUAAGCCUGAAGGGAUGGUCUUUUCCUUACACUCAUUUGACACACCGAGUUUUGAAUCUGGCACUUCAUUAUGUGUUUAUAUUUUAGAUACCUGCACAAUUUAUAUUCAAUUAUGGGAGAAAUUAUAUCCUGGACCAGACACGCACACUCACUCACUGAUAUAUUCACUCAGUGUUAUUAAAUUCAAGUGGGAAUCAAAUGCAUCCCUCUAAAUGGUUGUUGGGCUGGACUGAUGUUGGGUUUGACAUUAUGUAUCACUUGUAUGAGUGAGUUCAAUGCCCCAUGUACACUGCGUGUACACAAAAGCAUACACACACUGGCUUAGCAGACUCUGAGGAGGUCAGCAGGCAGCAUGAUGCCGGCAGGCGUCCCUGACUACAUGAAGAUCCUCCAAAUACCACUGAGGACCUGUCACUGCAGACAACUCGCCUUAAGAAAUACUUGUGAAUUGUAGACUUUUUAAAAAGGACUUCAAACAUAUCAUGGUCCACCACAAACUCUGAGUUUGAUCUAAUUGUAUUCAACUUUCUAAUUCGUCUUUGUUUUUCAAAAUCUGAUCCCCUAAAAUAUAGUUGUAUGUUUAAUGGUUUUAAUAAACAGUCCUUUGAUACAACCUUGCAUUGUUUGAAGUGUACUUUCUACU
Engraulis encrasicolus (European anchovy) is the source of this 12259-nucleotide messenger RNA. It is a transcript of the gene lama5, whose product is annotated as laminin, alpha 5. Gene Ontology annotation, biological process: cell adhesion; regulation of embryonic development; animal organ morphogenesis. The record is from RefSeq and is a predicted model, not a curated record. The transcript has 80 exons. Bases 259 to 11343 code for a protein of 3694 amino acids. Lineage: Eukaryota; Metazoa; Chordata; Actinopteri; Clupeiformes; Engraulidae. Gene Ontology annotation, molecular function: signaling receptor binding.